Molecule: messenger RNA, 2430 nt
Organism: Clupea harengus (Atlantic herring)
Lineage: Eukaryota; Metazoa; Chordata; Actinopteri; Clupeiformes; Clupeidae
Product: neuronal vesicle trafficking-associated protein 1
Biological process (GO): endosomal transport; clathrin coat assembly
Cellular component (GO): endosome; membrane
Molecular function (GO): clathrin light chain binding
Source: RefSeq, a predicted model, not a curated record
ACAUGUUUCACUUCUUCGAACGUGUUUGUGAAACUGAUAUUGAGAGAGAAUUUGUUGGCUACUCGGUGGUGCCCUUACAUAGGCUGAUGUUUUAUGAGUGUGUCGGUAUGAUGGUCAGCCGCCUGUCUCCCCGUUCAGUUUAUAUAACCUAUACCGCCGAAAAGCAUGCAAACACCACGAAUAAUCGGGCUUUGAUGCCAGUAUCAUAACGAAGGGUUUUUAUUUGUAUUUCUUGUAUUUCUCAUUUUCUUCACUGUCAAUUUGCAUUUUUUGUUUUAGGGCAUCAAGAUAACCGAGCUCUUUGUUAUAUAGCCGACAUUCAAAUGAAAUCCACCAGUGCCACAGUCGCCUCUUCUGUGGCUUUUACCACCAAACCAACUGUACAGUAACACAUUCUGAACGAUGCAACCAAUACGGAUGGAUCUGCAAAAUUCACGACAUCACCAAGGUAACCAGACCAGAUAAGACCAGAAAACCCGUGCAGAGGAAACAUACGGAGGUGCAACCCAGACUGUUAGGAUCGGAGAAACCAGUGUGUGUUUAUACAGGUGUGUGGUAUUGUUGCUGUAGGUGUGCAGUAGCUGAGCCAUGGUGAAGCCAGGUAGCAGUCUGAGUGAGAAGAAGAGGCCAGAGGGGGAAGGCUUUGACAGCAUCCCCCUGAUAAGAGCUCUUGAGGCUGGGAAGCUUCAGCACCAUCUCCCCGACAAGGUGAUCGUGACAACCACAGUUGCAAGUCAGCACCAGCAGAGGAAGAAGAAGAAGAGUUUCCUCCCCGAUAUCAAAGCACUCAGCAAGAACCUCCCCAACGGCCUGUCAGACAGGGUCAAGUUCACAGGACUUUUUGUUGCCAUGGUGCUCCUGGCGAGUCUUCUCCUGCUGGUCAUGUUCAAGUCUCUGUGGCUGGACCAGAUGAGAUGCCCUGAAGGUUUUGUGUUUAAGUCUAAGCACUGUACUCCUGAGGCGCGUCUUAUGCACUCCGGACAGCAGGGGGCGGUCUCUGCUCUGGGCCAGCAGGGCAGCCUGUACUCUGCCCUCGCCCGCAUGGGCCAGAGCAAGAGGCCCAUGCCUGAGCUGCUGCCCUCCUCCUGGCUGCCAAUCGUCAAUGCCCUCAAGGAGGCCCAGCUGGCCAAUGAGGAGGCUGAACACGCCCACCAAUAAGAGCUGGAAGCCAAUCAGAGACCUCAGUGAGUCUCGACAACCUGUUGAGGUAUGGCUAUUGCUGACGAGGGAGAAAUCAUUACUGUUCCUAAGAAGGAAUUUGGGAUAGACUAUCCAUGAAGAUGAUGGGUCCUCGUGUGUGUGUGUGGGUGUGUGUGUGAAAAUAUGUGUAUGUGUGUGUUACAUGGAUAUUGAAGUCAUUGUUGUAGCAUAAAAAAAUAAGAUUUAAAUUCUGAGAGGGAAUAUGCUUGUACGAAUGUACGAACGGAGAAUACCAGGAUGCGUUUAUUCACUCCUUCAGCACCGUGGUAUAAAACAGCUGUCCAUGCUAUUAUUGUCUUUGAAUGAAUAUGUGUAAAAAUGUACAGGUGUUCUCAUCAGAGCCUUGCUGACCGAGGGAUCCUCCUUGUGCUACUGUGGCUAACUGCUGUAUUUAUUGGAGCUCGAAGCUCAAGGUGAAGUGGACUCUCUGUCUCUCUCUCUCUCUCUCUCUCUCUAAAGCACGAGUUUGACUCCUGAUGGCCAUGGGUGUGUCAUCUGUGUGAGAUCCUCUUUCUUUCCAGUGUUGACCCUUCUCUUUGACCUUUCUCUUUGUUGUCUGCUACUGACAAAAUAGAAACAGCCGCCAAUCAGUAGAUCAGAUGAGUCACACUUUAUUUGGACGGUCCCCUACGUACAGAUGCUCAGAUUAUAAACAAACUAUCUGUUGAAACUCUGUUAACUACAAUUUAUGGUUAAGAUUAAAGUUAGAGGUUGGGUUUGGUUAAGGUGAUGUUCAGUGAACAAUUACAAAGACUAAACUGAAUUUUUCAAUUUCAACAAACCAUUUGUAAAGUCUCUGUAGGCGAACUAUCCAAAUAAAGUGUCACUGAUAAAUGUUACUUUAGAUUAGUUUGAUGUUUACAUUCUUCUGUUUUGCAAAAAAGAGACAUUAAAGUUACACAGAAUUGUAUCUAAUGAUUUUGUAGUGGUGGUUCAAAUGUUUACAUAUAGACCAGGAAAAUAAUUUCUAUAGGCACACAGAGAUGUGUACUUGUGUACAUUUGUUUCUUAUAUUUUCAAUUUAGCUUCAGUUAAGGUAGUUUAAAUAAACAGGCCUCUUGUGGAGCAAUGCACCUUUAUUCUGUUUGUGCCAAUCCAGUUAUAAUGCACCUUUAUUCUGUUUGUGCCAAUCCAGUUACAUUGCAAAUCUGCAAUGUCCUGAUGAGUGUCCACAGUGUUUCAGUCAAAGCUUGCAGAGUACUUAAUAAAAUAAAUUGAAAGUAUAAAGAA